This is a messenger RNA of Hemiscyllium ocellatum (epaulette shark), 1106 nucleotides long. RefSeq names its product coiled-coil domain-containing protein 192-like. Lineage: Eukaryota; Metazoa; Chordata; Chondrichthyes; Orectolobiformes; Hemiscylliidae. The record is from RefSeq and is a predicted model, not a curated record. Bases 23 to 682 code for a protein of 219 amino acids. The transcript has 4 exons.
GCUGCAGCUCAGUGAGCAGGUCAUGUGGCUGGAAGAGCGACUGGAGGUCAUGAGAAACAAGAUAAAGUCUGCAAGCUUUUAUGAGGAAGCGAUUUGUGUCAAAGAGAAGUAUAUCCAGAGGUUAGAGGCAGAGAAUAAAUGUGUGAAAGAACAAUUAAUACAAUCAAAACAGAAGCACAAAAAAAUUGUGAAGAAGCUGCAGAUUCAGCUCGCUCAAGUCAAGCAAGACGGUGCAAUCAGUGGGAUGGAAGCGAAGGAGAGAAUUCAAGCCUUGGAGAAGGAAAAUCGGUCUGUCAGGGAACAACAAUUCAACAAUAAGCAUUUGGAUGAAGGUGUUAGCAGUGAUGGCAUUGAGCAUCGUGAGCUCAGUUCUGGAGAUGAAAAUCGAGUGCGUCUUGUCCUUGAACUGUCAAGUCAAUUGUCACAACAGCAAGAAAAGAUACGCCUACUGGAAACAACUUUGAAAGAGAAAGAAGCACGGCUGAGUGGACUUGAAACACAACUGCUCACUCAAGCAACUGCUGGAGCAUCAGCAAAUGGCUUACUGCAAUUUAAUUUGCCAGCACCACAUGACAAUAAAACCUGUACAACAAAAGGUGAUCAAAGGUUAGGAGCACUGCUCUUUUCAGUGGAUACCUUGAUCUCAGAUAGGUCUAAUAAUGGCAAAAUUGACCAAGGCUAAUCCUAUCUUAAGAUUCAAAGAAGUUAAGGACACUAAUUCAAAAGCAUGUCCAGCAGUGCAUUUGAAGAUCAAUCGGGUAAUUGUGUCGCUUUCUCAUACUCACUGAGAGCAGGAUAUCCGGGACAACAGAUGAGACUAGGCCUCUGGAAAAUGUAAAUAAUAUGAACUAAAUUAAUGUUUCCUACAGUGACUCGGUUUCAUUGGCUAUAAUACAUUUUGGGACAUUCUGACGUAGGGGACAGUACUAGCUAAAUGCAAACCUUCCUUGCUUUUCCAAACAGAUUUCCAUCUCAAACUUAUGGAGGUAUCGGGCAUUAAUCAGGGACUUGUUUUCCUAUGAGCCUUUUAGGCAAUGACUGUGAUGUAAUUAAUUUUCACCACAAGAGUCAUGCACACUGCAUUUUAGAAUUACGACAGAGUGAAA